Messenger RNA from Capsaspora owczarzaki ATCC 30864, 602 nucleotides. RefSeq names its product transcription factor NF-Y. Gene Ontology annotation, biological process: regulation of transcription by RNA polymerase II. The coding region runs from base 56 to 502 and encodes 148 amino acids. The transcript is spliced from 4 exons. The record is from RefSeq and is a predicted model, not a curated record. Gene Ontology annotation, molecular function: protein heterodimerization activity; RNA polymerase II cis-regulatory region sequence-specific DNA binding; DNA-binding transcription activator activity, RNA polymerase II-specific. Gene Ontology annotation, cellular component: nucleus; CCAAT-binding factor complex. NCBI's taxonomy places the organism in Eukaryota, Filasterea, Ministeriida, Capsasporidae.
GUAACCCGUUUUUUUUCGAUUGGGUUUAAUCUUUUCCUGUUACUCUUGGUUUUUCAUGAGCGACUCUGAAAGCGACCCGACCGAGGAUGGCGGCUCCAAACCCAUUCGCGAGCAGGACCGCUUCCUGCCAAUUGCCAACACGGCGCGCAUCAUGAAGCGAGCCAUCAGUCGCGACCAGCCGGACGCAGGCAAGAUCGCCAAGGACGCCAAGGAGUGCGUGCAAGAGUGCGUGUCCGAGUUUAUCAGCUUCAUCACCAGCGAAGCGUCCGAUCGCUGCCACAACGAGAAGCGCAAGACAAUCACGGGCGACGAUCUCAUCUGGGCAAUGCAAUCCCUGGGCUUUGACAAUUAUAUCGAGCCCUUGCGAGCAUAUCUGGCCAAGCUUCGCCAGGCUACUCACAAAGACCAAGGAGGCUACGCAGGCAGAUCUACGGCUGUGGAAGAUUUACCCAUGCCAGAGUUCCCCGUGCCAAUUAUUCCCACUUUGCCAUCACACCGCUGAAGCGCCCUUCCUGGACGUGAUUUUGCUCUUAAAAAAUGGCCAACUGUACAGUCAUGUAUUCUGCGAAAAAGAAAACGAUAACACAAACCAACAACAGAAC